Molecule: messenger RNA, 2733 nt
Organism: Serinus canaria (Common canary)
Lineage: Eukaryota; Metazoa; Chordata; Aves; Passeriformes; Fringillidae
Gene: PNPT1
Product: polyribonucleotide nucleotidyltransferase 1
Exons: 29
Coding region: 19-2400 (793 amino acids)
Biological process (GO): mitochondrial RNA 3'-end processing; mitochondrial mRNA catabolic process
Cellular component (GO): cytosol; mitochondrion
Molecular function (GO): RNA binding; 3'-5'-RNA exonuclease activity; polyribonucleotide nucleotidyltransferase activity
Source: RefSeq, a predicted model, not a curated record
UUUCCUGCCGGCUGCGCUAUGGCGGCCACCACGAGCUGCGGCCGCGCCGCGCUGGGCGCGCUGUCCCGGGAUGGCGGCGGGGCCGCGGCGCGGUGGCGGCGGCUCCUGCCCCCGAGCCGCUCCGCCCUGCCCUGGGUGUGUGCCCGCGGUGCCGCGGCUGGGCCUAAGCCCGGGCCUGGGCGGGCCGUGACGGUGGAGGUGGGCGGCAGAAAGAUGGAGCUGUCUUCUGGAAAACUUGCAAAGUUUGCAGAUGGAUCUGCUGUUGUUCAGCUAGGUGACACAGCAGUGAUGGUCACAGCAGUCAGCAAAACCAAGCCCUCUCCAUCUCAGUUUAUGCCAUUAGUGGUUGACUACAGGCAGAAAGCUGCUGCAGCAGGAAGAAUUCCUACAAACUAUCUAAGAAGAGAGCUUGGUUCCACUGAUAAAGAAAUUCUUACAAGUAGGGUAAUAGAUCGCUCGAUCAGACCACUCUUCCCAGCAGGCUACUUUUAUGAUACACAGAUCCUUUGUAAUCUUUUAGCAGUAGAUGGUGUCAAUGAUCCUGAUAUUCUGGCAAUUAAUGGAGCUUCUGCAGCACUUGCCUUGUCUGAUAUCCCCUGGAAUGGUCCUAUUGGUGCAGUGAGGGUAGGGCUGGUGGAUGGGGAGACUGUUAUCAAUCCAACUCGGAAAGAGCUGGCCUCUAGUGCUCUCAAUUUAGUUGUUGCUGGAGCUCCACAAAAUCAAGUUGUUAUGUUGGAAGCAACUGCUGAGAACAUCUUGCAGCAAGAUUUCUGCCAUGCCAUCAAAGUGGGGGUGAAGCAGACCCAGCACAUCAUCCAGGGCAUUCAGCAGCUGGUGAAGGAGCGGGGUGUGGUCAAGAGAACUGUCCAGAAAUUAUUUCUUGCUCCUGAAGAGAUUGUGGAACUUGCAAAGAAACUUGCUUCUAACAAGAUCUAUGCAGUGUUCACAGAUUCAAGCCAUGAUAAAAUUUCAAGAGAUGAGGCAAUCAACAAAAUAAGGCUUGAAACAGAAGAACAGCUGAAAGAAAAGUUUCCGGAGGCUGAGCCUUACGAAAUCAUGGAAUCUUUCAAUGUGGUUUCAAAGGAUAUUUUUAGAAAUCUUGUGCUAAAUGAAUAUAGAAGGUGUGAUGGGAGAGAUUUGACUUCCCUCAGAGACAUUAAAUGUGAAGUGAACAUGUUCAAAAUGCUUCAUGGAUCAGCCUUGUUUCAAAGAGGUCAAACACAGGUUCUGUGCACAGUUACAUUUGACUCUCUAGAAUCCAGUGUAAAAUCCGAUGUUAUCUCCACAGCAGUGAGUGGAAUUAAAGACAAAAACUUCAUGCUGCAUUAUGAGUUUCCACCUUAUGCAACCAAUGAGAUUGGCAAAGUUACUGGGCUGAACAGAAGAGAGCUUGGACAUGGUGCACUGGCAGAACGAGCUUUGAAACCAGUUAUACCCCAGGAUUUCCCAUUCACAAUCCGAGUUACUUCUGAAGUCUUAGAAUCCAAUGGGUCUUCCUCAAUGGCUUCUGCAUGCGGUGGAAGUUUAGCAUUAAUGGAUGCAGGAGUUCCAGUGUCAAAUGCAGUGGCAGGUGUAGCCAUAGGCCUCGUUACCAAGUGCAGUCAGGGCAAGGGGGAUAUCGAGGACUAUCGUUUGCUGACAGACAUCCUGGGCAUUGAAGAUUACUAUGGAGAUAUGGAUUUCAAGAUGGCAGGCACCAACAAAGGGAUAACAGCGCUGCAGGUUGAUCUAAAGCUGCCAGGAAUACCAAUAAAAAUUGUGGUGGAAGCUAUUCAGCAAGCUACAGCUGCAAAGAGGGAGAUUUUACAAAUUAUGAACCAAACACUGGCAAAACCCAGACCUAACAGAAAAGAGAGUGGACCAGUUGUAGAAACUAUCCACGUUCCAUUAUCAAAAAGAUUAAGAUUCGUUGGUCCUGGGGCUUACAAUUUGAAAAAACUUCAAGCACAGACUGGUGUGACUGUGAGUCAGCUGGAUGAGGAGACAUACUCUGUGUUUGCCCCCACGCCAGGGGCAAUGCACGAAGCCAGGGAAUUCAUUGGGGAGAUCUGCAAGGAUGAUCAAGAAGUGAAUUUGGAAUUUGGGGCAAUUUAUACAGCCACAAUUACUGAAAUAAGAGAUUCUGGAGUGAUGGUAAAAUUGUACCCAAACAUGACCCCAGUAUUACUUCAUAAUUCACAGCUGGAUCAAAGAAAGAUUAAACACCCUAGUGCCCUGGGAUUAGAAGUUGGACAAGAAAUUCAGGUUAAAUACUUUGGCCGUGAUCCCACUGAUGGCAGAAUGAGGCUUUCCCGUAAAAUCCUGCAGUCCCCAGCCAGCAGCACCCUGAAAACCCUGACAGAAAAAAACAGCAUUGUCCUGGGAGGGGCUGUUCCACAGACAUCCACCUCAUCCCAGUGACAGGAAAAAAGGUGUGAUAGUUGGUGAAAGCACAAGUGACCUUUGCUAGAACCUUCUCAAGAAGCUGCAGGUGGAUGGUAGUGAAUCAUAUUUAUAAAAUAGACACUAUGCUUAAAGGUGAUGUAGAACUUCAAAUUGAUUAAAAAGCCUUCAAAUUGAUUAAAAACUUCAAAAUAAAACCAGGAACAAGCAAUGCCCUCAUCUUGUGUAGCAAGGCUGAGAUGGGAAUACAAGAACAUGGAAUUCUGUGGACUGAGAAGAUAUUUCAGUGCUAAAGGUUAUUCUCUUUUGAGUUAUCCACUCAAAAUAAAACUGUGAAUAUGAAAAGUAAGA